Molecule: messenger RNA, 1456 nt
Organism: Dunckerocampus dactyliophorus (ringed pipefish)
Lineage: Eukaryota; Metazoa; Chordata; Actinopteri; Syngnathiformes; Syngnathidae
Gene: mdh1ab
Product: malate dehydrogenase 1Ab, NAD (soluble)
Exons: 9
Coding region: 131-1132 (333 amino acids)
Biological process (GO): malate metabolic process; tricarboxylic acid cycle; oxaloacetate metabolic process
Cellular component (GO): cytosol; mitochondrion
Molecular function (GO): L-malate dehydrogenase (NAD+) activity
Source: RefSeq, a predicted model, not a curated record
UAUAAAGACUACAAAUCCCAUUUGGUCCAUCCAAAUGUCGCGAUACUUGCUUUUUUUUAACUGGUGCCCUCACUCCGGUCUAACCGAGUGCGGCUGAGGCAGUCCGAUUUGACGCUAUUAAUAAGUGGACAUGUCUGAGCCAAUUAGAGUUCUGGUGACGGGGGCUGCAGGGCAGAUUGCCUAUUCGCUGCUGUACAGCAUUGCCAAGGGAGAUGUCUUUGGCAAAGAUCAGCCAAUCACACUGCUUCUCUUGGACAUUCCGCCCAUGUUGCCGGUCCUGGACGGUGUGGUCAUGGAGCUGCAGGACUGCGCCCUCCCUCUCCUGAGAGCCAUUGUGGCCACUGACAAGGAGGAAGUGGCCUUCAAGGACCUGGACACAGCCAUUCUGGUGGGCUCCAUGCCCAGGAAGGAGGGCAUGGAGAGGAAGGACCUGCUCAAAGCCAAUGCAGCCAUCUUCGAGAGCCAGGGCAAGGCCCUGGAGAAGUACGCCAAGAAGAGCGUCAAGGUUGUGGUUGUAGGAAACCCUGCCAACACCAACUGUCUGAUUGCCAUAAAGUCUGCUCCCUCCAUCCCCAAACAGAACUUCUCAUGCCUCACCCGACUGGACCACAACAGGGCUCGCUCUCAGAUCGCCAUGCGCUGUGGCGUUCCUGCCACCCAUGUGAAGAAUGUAAUCAUCUGGGGCAACCACUCGUCCACUCAGUACCCAGAUGUGCACCACUGUGUGGUCAAUGUGUCUGGCAGAGAGAUAGCCUGCUUUGACGCGGUCAAGGAUGAGGCGUGGCUCAAAGGAGACUUCAUCACUACGGUGCAGCAGAGAGGUGCUGCUGUCAUAAAGUCCAGGAAGCUGUCUAGCGCCAUGUCUGCAGCCAAAGCCAUCUGUGACCACAUGAGGGACAUCUGGUUUGGUACUCCGGAGGGUGAGUUCAUUUCCAUGGGCGUUUACUCUUCAGGCAACCCCUACAAAGUCCCAGAUGACCUCAUUUACUCCUUCCCUGUCCAGAUCAAGGACAAGUCUUGGAAAAUAGUGGAGGGCCUGGCCAUCAAUGACUUUUCCAGGGCCAAGAUGGAGGCCACAGCCACGGAGCUGAUAGAAGAGAGGGACACAGCCAUAGAUUUUCUGGCCAAAUGACUACACCCUGCGGCGACACACGAGCAGCGUUCGAACAGCGCCACAAUGCCAGACGCUCGCCUCUGAUGAAGCACUCCAUCAACUCCCCUAUAUUAAUCUGUAUGUGUGAGAGAGAUGUAGCGUGUUUGUUUUGUGAAAUGGGAAAAAGACUUGUCAACUGCAAUGUUUUAGCCUUUAGCUCUUCUAAUGUGCACUUUAAAAAAGGUUCCACAUGGACGUUACCAGCACAGAAAUCGGAGCUUGACUUGUUUUUUUCUGCUCUGUUACAAUCUUCCUCCCUACUAAAAGGAUGCACUGUGCAAUAAAGACAAACACGUUUGCAAA